This is a messenger RNA of Bipolaris maydis ATCC 48331, 1719 nucleotides long. RefSeq names its product cytochrome P450. The record is from RefSeq and is a predicted model, not a curated record. Gene Ontology annotation, molecular function: monooxygenase activity; iron ion binding; oxidoreductase activity, acting on paired donors, with incorporation or reduction of molecular oxygen. NCBI's taxonomy places the organism in Eukaryota, Fungi, Ascomycota, Dothideomycetes, Pleosporales, Pleosporaceae.
AUGGCCCUUCAGGCCUUAUCUACUGCCGUCUUGGCUUCCAUCCUCUCGACUAUCCUGUACUUGGUGCUUCAAAAAGCCUAUCCCAGACCUUUGCCAGGCAUACCUUACAAUCGCGAUGCUGCUAGGAAGCUGAUGGGUGACCUAGCCGAGCUGAGAGAGAGACAAAAGAAUGGUGGAAGCAUGAGACCGUGGUUCCUUGAGCAAGCCGGGCGACACAACUCUGCUAUAACGCAAAUCUUCUUAGGACCUUUUGCAAAACCUGCUGUUCUUAUUUCGGACUAUGUCGAGGUCAACGAUAUUUUAAGCCAUCGUGAUGCCGUCGACUUCAAGAGAGGAAAGAAGGUGGAUGUCUUCAGCGGUGUCCUUCCGCAUGCCCACCCUGCUAUGGAGACUUUUGAUCCGAGGUUCAAGAGCAGCAGGGACCUUGUCCGGGAUCUGAUGGUACCGUCUUUUUUAAACAAAGUUAAUGCACCCCAUACGUACAUAGUAGCACAGAGCCUUGUCGAGCUUUGGCGGCUCAAGGCACAUAUUGCUAAAGGUCGGCCAUUUGAGGCAUCGGAAGACAUAGUGGAGUUCUCUUUUGAUUCCAUACUCAGUGCCGCUACGGGUUUAGAAAAUGACCAUGGGGAUGUGCAACGCCAGUUGUCUUUUCUGAGCCGAAUAGAGUUUAACAAGCACCAUGAGUUGAUCAACACCCCUCUCAAUGAACCCAUUAUGAUUCCGAGUGCUAGAAGAUCUGAAAAGCUCGCGGCCCUCACUGUCGAUGAGGAGUCCCUUUGGAAGGGGUUUUACAUGCCUUGGCCACGGCUCUAUCACAGGCUCAAUAAACUGCGACCCUCUGUCAGAAAUGCAGGACGGACGCUCCGGGGAUACAUUGAGUCGCGAAUCGCCAAAGCCGCACCAAAUCUCGCGAAGGGAUGCCAGCCCGAGUCGGCUUUGGAUUACGUCAUUCAGCGCGAGAUAAAGGCAGCAGAAAAGGCAGGACGAGCCCCAAACCUCCAAGAUCCGCGCAUCCGUGACGAAAUCUACGGUUAUCUCAUCGCGGGCCAUGAUACCUCAACCGGCUCGCUCAUAUGGCUCAUGCGCAGGCUUUUGUCUCACCCGGGCGAGCAGGCAAAGAUCCGCCGCAACUUAUAUGAGACGUACAGCGCGGCACGGCGCGAGAAGCGACUACCUACCGCACAAGAACUUACAAGUGUGCACGCGCAUUACCUAGACGCCUUCAUCGAAGAGGUGCUACGGUUCAACAGUCCCGUGGUGACCAUCAUGGUAACGACGCGGAGGAACACGGUAGUGCUUGGUCAUCCUAUCCCUGGUGAUACCCAGGUUUUUCUGAAUCUCACUGGCCCAUCCUUGAAUAUGCCAUCAAUUGAUGUUCCUGAGCGAGACCGUAGCGAGACAGCUGGUGCAUAUAGUCAUCUGAGGCAGAACUGGGACGGCCAGGAUCCUGGUUCUUUUAAUCCCGAACGCUGGCUGAGCGAAGACAAGAAUGGCUGCCUGGUAUUCAAUUCUUCACGGGGUCCUAGUCUUGCCUUUAGUGCGGGAAAUAGAGGUUGCUGGGGCAAGAGGCUGGGUUAUCUGGAAUUACGCAUCAUACUUUCUUUACUGGUCUGGUCCUUUGACUUUGAUCUUCCCGAGGAGCUCGUUUCUUGGGAUAUGUAUGAUUCCCUUGUUACGGCACCGAAGCACUGUCUUGUUCGUGUAACUGAGGUCGAAUAA